Molecule: messenger RNA, 1617 nt
Organism: Salarias fasciatus (jewelled blenny)
Lineage: Eukaryota; Metazoa; Chordata; Actinopteri; Blenniiformes; Blenniidae
Gene: pofut1
Product: protein O-fucosyltransferase 1
Exons: 7
Coding region: 20-1192 (390 amino acids)
Biological process (GO): protein O-linked glycosylation via fucose; regulation of Notch signaling pathway; Notch signaling pathway
Cellular component (GO): endoplasmic reticulum
Molecular function (GO): peptide-O-fucosyltransferase activity
Source: RefSeq, a predicted model, not a curated record
GCGGAGGCGAUGAGGCACGAUGGCGGACCGUCGGCGGGCUGCGGACUCUCUCCCCUGUCUCCUCCUGUCCCUGCUCGCCUCGCUGUCCGCGGCUGAGGAGCUGCGGUGGGACCCGAGCGGCUACGUGCUGUACUGCCCCUGCAUGGGUCGCUUUGGAAACCAGGCGGACCACUUCCUGGGCUCGCUGGCCUUCGCCAAGAUGCUGAACCGGACGCUGGCGGUGCCUCCCUGGAUCGUGUACCGCCACCACACGCCGCCGUACACCAAUGUUCACGUUCCCUACAGCGACUUCUUCAAGCUGGAGAGCCUGGCGGCGUUCCACCGCGUGGUGAGCCUGGAGGCCUUCAUGGAGCAGCUGGCGGACGAGCACUGGCCGCCGGGGCGGAGGAGCGCCUACUGCUUCGAGACGGCGGCGCUGCGCAGCCCGGACAGGAAGACCUGCCCCAUGAAGGACGGGAACCCCUUCGGGCCGUUCUGGGAUCACGUCGGGGUGGAGUUCGACCGCUCGGUGCUGUUCGGGGGGAUUUCCUUCAGCGCGUACCACCAGCCCCAGUGGAUGAAGAGGUUCCCCCCCUCCGAGCACCCGGUCCUGGCGCUGCCCGGAGCCCCCGCCCAGUUCCCGGUUCUGGAGGAGCACGUGGGCCUGCAGCGCUUCGUGGUGUGGUCCGACAGCAUGGCGGCGGAGGGGGAGCGGCUCAUCGCCGACCUGCUGACCAGACCCUACGUUGGAAUCCACCUGAGGAUCGGCGUGGACUGGCAAAACGCCUGCCGGCUGCUGGAGCGCGGCGAGACCGGCUCCCACUUCAUGGCCUCGCCGCAGUGCGUCGGCUACAACCGGCAGACGGCGCUGCCGCUCACCGCCGCCAUGUGUCUGCCCGACCUGACGGAGAUCCGCCGCGCCGUCCGGCUGUGGGUGAAGCAGACGGCGGCGCGCUCCGUCUACAUCGCCACGGACUCGGAGUCCCACAGCAGAGACAUCGAGGCGCUCUUCAAGGGCAAGGUGAAGGUGGUGAGCCUGCGGCCGGACUCGGCCCAGCUGGACCUCUACAUCCUGGGCCGAGCCGACCACUUCAUCGGGAACUGCGUCUCCUCCUUCUCCGCCUUCGUGAAGCGAGAGCGGGACGUCCACGGCCUCCCGUCCUCCUUCUUCGGCAUGGACCAUCCCGGGAAACGGACUCACCUGGAGCUCUGAAGCUCCUGCCUGAGGAUCUGCGUUUCCUCUCGUUCUUCCUGAGGAAGUGAUCAGGAGAGCAGAGCUCUCACCUCCAGCUGAAACCCGGUGAAUUCUGGGACUGCCGUGUUGUUUCUCUGAGAAUGUGAAGACGUUGGGAGAGUUUGGGUUUGCACUAGUGGAUGUGAUGAGCCGAGAACAGGAGCUCGGUGCUUCAUCGGGACUCGCGGGUCUGUUUUCCAGCAGCCUGGAGGAGGAGAGGAUCCUGUGACCUUCAGAGGAUUCAUCUCAUUUGUGACCUUUUAGAACGAAGUCAGAUUUAUUCUUACAUGCAGGGUGAAGUCAAAACUUUACCAAACCCACAUUUUGAACAUUCCGUUGUGUAGUUACUGCUUGAAGGCUGUUUUGAAGUAUUUUCUACUGUAUUUCUCAUCAAUAAAGUGAUA